CCUACCCCAACAUCCACGCGCCCGCUAUUCUCAAUCCCUGUCCGCCUCGCACGCCCACGCGUCGACGAGUCUUGCGGAGACGAAGGGGUGGAGAGGGAGGCGAGGCGAGGAGUCUGAUCGCUGGGCAGGGGCGAUGCCGGGUCUGCCGCACGCGGAAGAGGAGGAGAGGUGCAGCAAGGCCAUUAGCAUCAUCUCCGAGCUGUGCAUCAAAGAAUUUGUCGUCAAGGACCGCUGCCUCGACUUCCUGUCGCUCCUGCCAGAACGCUCUCGGCAGAGCAACCACACCGUGGAUGUAGAUGUGUCGGUGAGCCUACUGGUUGUGAUCGUCAGCUUCUGCGCCAUCGCUCUGCUGCUCGUGUCGCUCUUCGUCUCGUGGAAGCUCUGCUGGCUGCCAUGGCGACACAAGCUCAAGGCGGCGUCGUUGCCGGCGCACGCCAAGCAGCGCGAGAACGCGGCGAGCCGAGCGAACGGCCGGGCCAGAGACGCGCCCUCCUGCAAGGACAACAACCCCGGCAGAGAUGGGGCUGGCAAGGAUGCGGUGGGAGCGGUGGCAUCGACUCCUCGGCUCCAGCACGCGGCCUCGUCCGUGCCCUCGCCAGCCACCUCCACUUCCAUCGGUGCAGGCGAGCAGCCCUCGGCGCGGAACAAGCGGGUGGAGAUCCUCAGCGGUAGUGGCGGCAGUGGCGGAACCGUGACGCGCAUUGGUGAGCAGCAGGCAAUCAAGAUCAGCCACACGUCGCCCGACAUCCCCGCGGACGUGCAGCGUGCCGGACACGGCGCCGACAGUCGCUCUGACAGCGCCCGCAUCCAGCGCCAGGUCACCGAGCCCACGUCCUCCUCCCGCCACACGUCGUUCCGGCGGCAGCUGCCACGGCAGCUCAACCUGUCCCAUCUGGAGGUGAUGGGCACCCCGCCGAGCCCGGCGACGCGGCGGCCGUCCCCCCUCGACAUCGGGCGCAUCAAGCCCGAGCUGUACAAGCAGCGCUCCGUCGAGGGCGACGACGCCGACGGAGGCUGCGGGACGACGGCCGCCAACGACGGGCGAACGCUGGCGGGCAAGCUGAACUUCGCGCUGCACUACGACUACGAGAUGGAGCAGCUGCUUGUGAGGGUGUGCCGUGCCGCCGAGCUGCCCGCCAAGGACUUCUCGGGCACUUCGGACCCCUACGUGAAGAUCUACCUGCUGCCCGAUCGCAAGCGCAAGUACCAGACCAAGGUGCACCGCAAGACGCUCAACCCCGUGUUCGAAGAGACCUUCCAGUUCUUCGUGCCGUACGCGGAGCUGCCCGCGCGGCGCCUGCACUUCAGUGUCUACGACUUCGACCGCUUCUCGCGCCAUGACACCAUCGGCCAGGUGGUGGUGGACAACUUGUUCGAGGAGUCGGACCUGUCGCGAGAGACCUCGCUCUGGAGAGACAUUGAGUGCGUCGCAUCGGAGAAGGAUGACCUGGGGGAGUUGAUGUUCUCGCUCUGCUACCUCCCCACCGCCGGGCGCCUCACGCUCACCGUCAUCAAGGCUCGCAACCUCAAAGCCAUGGACAUCACGGGGGCCUCUGACCCGUACGUGAAGGUGUCGCUGAUGUGCGACGGGCGGAGGCUGAAGAAGCGCAAGACGUCCACCAAGAAGAGCACGCUGAACCCGGUGUACAACGAGGCCAUCGUGUUCGACGUUCCGCCCGAGAGCGUCGACCAAGUGUGCCUCCUCAUCGCCGUGGUCGACUACGACCGCGUGGGACACAACGAGGUGAUCGGCGUGUGUCGCGUCGGUAACGACUCCCAGGGACUCGGCAGGGACCAUUGGAACGAGAUGCUGGCCUACCCGCGCAAACCCAUCGCCCACUGGCACCUGCUGCAGGAGUGUGCAAGUCGGUUCUGCCACUGGGAUAUUUUGAAAGACUUUGGCUCAAAUAUUGUGGGCAGGGCGUGCAGCCAGCUUUGAGAGCCAGGGCUCCUGCUCUUCUCCUUAAGCAACAACAGCAACACAACAACAACAGAACAACUACACGCAUCCGCACGCACACUCACUUUUUACGCACGGACACACGUGGAGCCUCACGUGCGGUGCGCACGGUGCCACGCGCAUGCUUCUGCCUGUACUCACAUCCGCAAAGACAAAUAUCUCCCGUAUAGCCUUCACAGACUAUGUUGGGGCAAGUGCUCUUAGCGAGCACCUAUGAAGGCCGGCACGUGCUGGAGGGUGGUGGG
Molecule: messenger RNA, 2205 nt
Organism: Petromyzon marinus (sea lamprey)
Lineage: Eukaryota; Metazoa; Chordata; Hyperoartia; Petromyzontiformes; Petromyzontidae
Product: synaptotagmin-10-like
Biological process (GO): calcium-ion regulated exocytosis
Cellular component (GO): exocytic vesicle; plasma membrane
Molecular function (GO): calcium ion binding; SNARE binding; clathrin binding
Source: RefSeq, a predicted model, not a curated record